CUGGCUCUAGCGAUUGCUCAAAGUGGCUAUGAGUACAAUAAACCAAGCAGGCCGUUUGGGUCAACCACACCAUCUAGCAGACCUGGCUUCAAGCCUGGGCAGACAGCUGGUUAUCCCGGUUCAUCUUACCCAACAACUUCGCAAAAUGGAGAGUAUACACCUGGAGGCUUAGGGACUACUCCGAAUUACCCAGGUUUUAAUCGGCCUCAGACUGGCUAUCCUGGGCAAACGACGGGCGGUCCUACCGGCCCUAUAGCUGGUCCGGGAGGAAAUUAUCCCGGCCAAGGUGGGAAAUAUCCCGACCAAAGCGGUAACUACCCAGGACAAGGUGGUAGCUAUCCAGGUCAAGGUGGUAAUUACCCCGGGCAAGGUGGUAACUACCCUGGACAGGGUGGAAACUUACCUGGUCAAGGCAGCAACAUCCCUGGACAAGGUAGCAACUACCCUGGUCAAGGCAGCAACUACCCUGGUCAAGGCAGCAACUACCCUGGUCAAGGCAGCAACAUCCCUGGACAAGGUAGCAACUACCCUGGUCAAGGCAGCAACUACCCUGGACAAGGAAGCAACUACCCUGGACAAGGAAGCAACUACCCUGGACAAGGAAGCAACUACCCUGGUCAAGGCAGUAACUAUCCUGGACAAGGACAAACACCUGGAUUUGGACCAGUAGGUCCUGGUUUUGAUAACUCUGGUGCCUAUGAUAAUGGUGACUAUUCUGCUAUUCCUGGAGAACCGGACAAGGACUACCCCAUACUAUCAACUAUCCCAGAAACAUCUUUCAGAUGCGAUGCUCAGCCCUACCCUGGUUAUUAUGCUGACAUAGAAACUCGCUGUCAAGUUUUCCAUGUAUGCUCAAAUAAUAUUACCUAUGACUUCCUAUGCCCGAAUGGUACCAUUUUCUCACAAGAAUACUUUGUUUGUGUUUGGUGGAAUCAAUUUGACUGCAAUUCAGCUCCAAGCUUCUUUGAACUUAACGCAAACUUAUAUGAUUAUUCAAUUAUCGGUUCUCAACUGCCUGGCUUCCCACAAGGACCCCAGCAACCUAAUGGAUUUCCUCAAGGACCCGGUUCAUAUCCUCAAGGACCCCAGCCAUCAGGUGGCUUUCCUCAAAGACCUCAACAACCAGGUGGUUACCCUCAAGGGCCACAACAGCCUGGAAGUUUUCCAAGCACAUUAGGCCCACAAGGACCAUCUUAUCCAUCAAAUGGUGGACCUUCGACAAUUUAUCCCGGAAGCACAGGACAGUCAACAGGAUUUCCAAGUGGCCCUAAUCAAGGUUCUUCAACAGGUUUUCCGGGUAGUGUGAGUCCCCAAGGCCCAAGUUCUUACCCAGGCUCGCAGCAACCAGGCUUCUACCCAGGUGGAUCUACCCCACAAGGUCCCUCUGGAUAUCCAGGCAGCUACACAACACCAAGCUCCGGACCUGUUUAUCCAGGUUCGAGGCCAGGAAGUAAUCAAGGAUAUCCAUCAGACAAACCAUCUGGUCCUAGUUUCCCCACAGGAACUACAAGACCCCAACCCUCCGGUGAUGGAAAUUAUCCGUCUCCACAACCGAACAGAGAAUACCUACCGCCAAGAAAUUAA
Messenger RNA from Danaus chrysippus (African queen), 1584 nucleotides. The record is from the annotation of a GenBank genome assembly. Lineage: Eukaryota; Metazoa; Arthropoda; Insecta; Lepidoptera; Nymphalidae.